UUGAAAAUUGUAAAAGUAAUGUUAACUUACUUAACUGUUAUUGUCUUUUUAUCGUGCGAUCUUUGAAGAAAUAUUAAUGUAAUGUGUGCGAUGUCGUACGUUACUUUACUUAGUAUAAUCGGACUACUGUUGAGAGCGAGCUGGUGUCUAGACCUAAAAUUUCCUCCAGGGUUCCAAUUUGGGGCAGCCACCUCGGCUUACCAAGUAGAAGGUGCUUGGAACGCCAGUGAUAAAGGUGCAAGCAUAUGGGAUGCUGCGCUACACAAGGACCCGAGCAUAGUCGUCGAUGGCAGCAACGGCGACGUCGCCUGCGACUCCUACCACCAGUGGAGGACGGAUGUUCAGAUGGCCCACGAUUUGGGGCUGCAUUUCUACCGAUUUUCCGUAUCCUGGAGCAGAUUAUUACCGACAGGCUUUCCAAACAGAAUAAGCAAAGAGGGAGCAAAGUAUUACAACGAGUUGAUCGACGGCCUCCUGAAGAAAGGGGUGCAGCCUGUCAUAACACUGUACCAUUUUGAUCUUCCGCAAAGCAUACAAAAUCUAGGUGGCUGGGCAAACCCGCUCAUAGCAGAUUGGUUCGCAGACUAUGCUCGCGUGGUCUUCACCCUCUACGCUGACCGGGUCAAGACCUGGAUAACUAUCAACGAGCCGCUGGCAAUCUGUGACCUUGUGUACAACUCGGGUUUCUUUGUCCCUAUGGUACUGGAACCAGAACUUGGACUUUUCAUUUGCAAUAAGAACGUGUUAUUGGCUCACGCUAAAGCGUGGAGGAUUUAUGAUGAGGCGUUUAAGCCAAAAUAUCAUGGUAAACUGUCAAUAGCCAACAAUCCUGAAUGGCUGGAACCAGCUUCAGAGAAAGAUGAGCAUCUGACCGAACUAGCGCGGGAAUUCGGAGCUGGACGUUACUCAGAUCCAAUUUACUCCACGGAAGGUGGCUGGCCGCCCUCUAUAGAGAAAAUAAUGGCAGAAUACAGUAAAAAGCAAGGCUUUCCUUAUUCAAGGUUACCACCGUUCACUAAAGAAGAGAAAAAACUUAUUCAAGGUACCUACGAUUUCUACAGCCUGAAUCACUACACUACCCGUCUAGUCAGAGCCGCUCAUCCGGAUGAGGCACCAGGAGUCUGGUACAUGUCCGGAUCAAAGGAGCUCAAUGCUGUGUUCGAGGCUGACCCACAGUGGCCGCAUGCCGACUGGGACUAUUUAGCGAUAGUGCCCCAAGGCAUUCGGCAUCAAAUCAAUUGGCUAAAGGAGCGUUAUAAUAACGUAAGCAUUCUCAUCACAGAGAACGGGUACGCGGCCCGCAAAUCGGAUUUGUAUGAUGCAGAACGUAUUGUCUACAUACGAGAUUACUUGAAAGAGGUAUUGCUGGCUAUAAAGGAAGAUGGUGCUAAUGUAAUCGGUUACUCAGCGUGGUCUCUCAUGGACAACUUCGAAUGGGCGUUCGGAUAUACCCUGAAGUACGGCCUGUACUCUGUGGAUUUCUCGGACCCUAUGCGCAAGCGCACCCCGCGCGCCUCUGCACUCUACUAUGCGAACAUCAUCAAAGAUCACUCUCUUGACGUCCCUGACUCUUCACACCAAUUCCAGUACUUGAAAAGAGAGGAAAGUCCAAACAGUACUCCAACGAAUAAGUGUCAAUGUAUACUACUGCUUACUGUGUUUAGUUUAGGGUAUUUUUUAUUAUGA
Messenger RNA from Maniola jurtina (meadow brown), 1686 nucleotides. RefSeq names its product myrosinase 1-like. The record is from RefSeq and is a predicted model, not a curated record. Lineage: Eukaryota; Metazoa; Arthropoda; Insecta; Lepidoptera; Nymphalidae. Gene Ontology annotation, biological process: carbohydrate metabolic process. Gene Ontology annotation, molecular function: beta-glucosidase activity. The coding region runs from base 82 to 1686 and encodes 534 amino acids. The transcript has 11 exons.